Candidula unifasciata is the source of this 1704-nucleotide messenger RNA. Lineage: Eukaryota; Metazoa; Mollusca; Gastropoda; Stylommatophora; Geomitridae. The record is from the annotation of a GenBank genome assembly.
AUGGAUUACUUCAGCGAAGCAGAUCCACUCAUUUCAUCUGCUAUUUACCCCGGAGUCAUGGAUUUUGACCCGUAUUCGCGAUCACUACAUCUAGAAGAUCCACAUAAUGACAUUAACAUGCAUUUAGACAGCCCUGACUCAAUCGAGACGUAUGAGUCAGAGAUGGAUCUGGCAUUCCAUGACAACCAGUCAGUGACAUCAGCGGCGUCAGCUGUUGAUGACAUCAACGACACAGUACCUGCGAUUCACCACAAGGUUGACGAUGACUUCAUCGAGGCGGAUAGAAGACUUGUUAAUGAACGAUUUGCCCCGUACGACAUGUUUCCUGCAGACAAUACAUGGACGCUAGAGGAGCGAGUAGAAAAGUUGCUACAGAUAAGUCCUUGCACAAAAUACACAAAGGAAGAUUUGUUAGGCAUUGACGCUAUUGAAAGUCCAGAGAAAAAGGUAGACAUGCUUAUUGAGGUCGUAUCCAAGGUGCACGUGAAUCAUCGCUGGAAUUACGUUGAGCCUCAUGAACUCCACAGAGGCUACACCGUGGUGGCCAACUGUAAGAAGGAGAAGAAGAAAGAUGCAGACGGACAGUCUUGUCCCAAGAGGCCAAUGAAUGCUUUCAUGAUUUGGUCGAUGAAGUGUCGGGCACUUAUUGCACAAGUGACCCCGCAGCUUCACAACGCUAUUAUUAGCACCAAGCUCGGGGCCGCCUGGAGACAGUUCCACGACGAGGAGAAAGCGGUGUAUGAAAGGGAGAAAGAGAUUUUAAGCAGUUUCCAUAAAUUCGAGUUUCCCAACUACAAGUAUAAGCCUAAAAAGAAAGCUAAAAGAAAUGAUGAAAAACCAGUUGCUGAACCUAAACAGGCAAAGUGUUUGAAAAGGAAGAGAUCAGAAUGUAGCAACCAGAUAGCGCCACUUCGCGGUAUCAGCAUUAGUGAUGCCCGCCAGAGUUUGGACCCUCUACUGAAGGAGAGAUUGCAGGUCAAGAUGCAGGUAAAGAUUGAUCCAGACAUGAAGAGAGGCAUAGGAAGACGUCUCACGGCAAUCGAUUUAGCUGACCUGACGGCCUUCCACCAGCAUGAUCUCACAUCUACACAAACACUGGCCAACACCCAACAGCGUUUCCACGGCACACCUACCGCAGUCCACCUCGUCAUUGACAACAAACCUGCAUCUGUGUUUGACACCCCAGAAAACUCACCCAAUAAACCCGUUACCCCCAUUACCCCUACAGAACUGUCACUAGGCAACGAGCACGGAAUGUAUAUGAGGAGUGACAGAUGUUUUAGCUUCGAUGACAAGUCCUCCAGGACAGCAGACGACUGUGACAGCCUGCACAGGAUCCAGGCUCACGACAGGUACAUCAAACACGAGCCGUACGAACAGCCAUGCAUCAGUUCCGAGCCGGGUAAGUGGAAUAUUCAUCUCAGUAUCAAAACUGAGCCGCAGGAAUACCUCGGUCUCUACUCCACACACCAUGUUAUCAAAUGUGAGCCCGAACAUAUGGUCCCGCCCGUCCUUAUCGAGGGAAACAUGCCCAUCCUAUCGGCGGAAACAGUCGAGUCAGUCCUUGACAACGAGUGCACUUCGAGCUUCAACAACGAGGAACUUCUAGAUGACUUCAUGAAGUACCUAGAUAACGACAUCUGUUUUUCAGCAGAUCUGUUACCGGGCGUUACACAAACAUUAGAAGGGCCAGCUACUGUGUAA